Punica granatum (pomegranate) is the source of this 2331-nucleotide messenger RNA. Lineage: Eukaryota; Viridiplantae; Streptophyta; Magnoliopsida; Myrtales; Lythraceae. The record is from RefSeq and is a predicted model, not a curated record.
AAGAAGAAGAAGAUCGAUGGAUGGUCUUCGUCUUCGUUCCAAACCCCCACCCCCCCUUUUAAUAGCCGUUCCCCUCGUUUCGGGAAAAGACUUCACAGACCCUUCACCCUCUUCUCUCUCUAUCUCUCUCUCUCUCUCUCUCUCUCUCUCUCUCUCUCUAACCUCUGAAGCUCUAAGCUCUCUUCUUCUUUGGAUAUACAAUACCACCAAUACAUAUAUAUCUAUUUAUGGACAGAGGAUGGGGCCUUACUCUCGACUCUGACUCACUCCGCUUCUUCUCACCCGCCACCGCCACCUCCAACACCCCUACCGUCGCCGCGCACCGCCCGCCCUCAGGCUUCCUUAAGCUCCUUGGCCACACCCGCCCUGCUGACGUCGCCUUGCCCAUGUUCUUCUCCGCAGCUCACCAGCCUCACCUCGGCCACCGACCCUCCUUCGAUGAGGAGCGGCUCUCCCGAGACACAGCCUCAGCUGUCUCUCCCCCGUCGCCCCCGGGGGAGAACCGCGCGGUUGCUGUAGGAGAGGUAGAUUUCUUCUCGGCUGAGAGCAAGAAGCAGUCUCCGCGGCCAGCCGAUGAGCCCUCAGCCGUCGUCAAGAAGGAGAUCGGCAGUGAAGCAAAUAUGGACGUAAAUACCGGAUUGAGGCUUCUGACGGCUAACAACGGAAGUGAUGAUUCAAUGGUGGACGACGGGAUCGGGUUCUCAGUCGAUGUGGAAAAUAAGAGAGCCAAGAACGAGCUGGUGCAGCUGCAAGGGGAACUGCAGAGGAUGAACGCAGAGAACCAAAAGUUGAAAGAAAUGUUGAGUCAGGUCUCGACCAAUUACAGCACUUUGCAGAUGCAUCUUGCCGCGAUGAUUCAUCAGCAGCAGCAAAGUCAUGGGGCUGAAACUAGACAAGAACACGAGGUCGACGAAGCGAAAUCUGUGGAGAGGAAACGCGAUCAAGAAUUGGUGCCAAGGCAGUUCCUAGAUUUAGUACCAUCCAAGACAGCUGACAAUGAGGAGGUAUGGAACUCUUCAUCUGAAGAGAGGACACGGAACGGUUCCAAGUCACCUGGGCACAACAUGGAACUGGCAUCCUCCGGUCAUAUAACUGAUCAAGAACAUGGCAAUUCGACGAGACCCGAGAGCCCUGACUCCGAAACCCAAGGUUGGGUUCCUAACAAGGCUCCAAAAUUGGAUGUUCCCAAGGCGAUUGAUCAGUCAGCCGAAGCUACGAUGAGGAAGGCACGGGUUUCUGUGCGGGCCCGAUCAGAAGCUCCCAUGAUAACGGAUGGAUGUCAAUGGAGAAAAUAUGGACAGAAGAUGGCAAAAGGAAACCCUUGUCCCCGUGCUUAUUAUCGUUGCACGAUGGCUGUCGGUUGUCCCGUUCGUAAACAAGUUCAACGAUGUGCUGAAGACCGAUCGAUUUUGAUAACAACCUAUGAGGGUAACCAUAACCAUCCGCUGCCACCUGCUGCCAUGGCCAUGGCCUCAACCACCACCGCUGCAGUGAGCAUGCUACUCUCAGGGUCAAUGUCGAGCUCCGAUGGUGCCAUGAUGAACCCCAACCUGCUAGCUCGGGCUAUACUCCCUUGCUCCUCCAGCAUGGCCACAAUCUCAGCCUCUGCCCCAUUUCCAACAGUCACAUUAGACCUAACCCACAGCCCAAACCCUAAUUUGCCCCUACAAAGGCCCCAACCCCACCAAUUCCAAAUCCCACCGCAAAACUUCCCCUCUGGCCAAGCACUCCCUCAGGUCUUCGGCCAAGCCUUAUAUAACCAAUCCAAAUUCUCCGGCCUUCAAUUGUCCCAAGACACGGCACCAAACUCGCAGUCGAGCCAUCAAGGGCAGGCAUCACUGGCCGACACGGUAAAUGCUGCCACUGCCGCCAUAACGGCUAACCCCAACUUCACAGCUGCCCUCGCCGCCGCCAUCUCAUCCAUAAUCGGCGGUGGCUCGCAUCCCAAUAAUGGCAGUAACAACAACAACAAUAAUGGCAAUGCGACGACGAGCAACAGCAACAACAGCAAUAAGAUGAACGGGUUCCUAGGGAAUUAGUUCUCAUCAAUUGAUCAUUUUUUCAAUCAUUUUUUUUACUACUGUUAAUUACUCUUUUUCUUCUCUUGUUGGCGGGUGGGGGAGGACAUACAUUAGAACCGGGUUACUUGUUCAUAGCUAAUCACGUACAUUUUGGUCUUUAUUAUGUCGGGAGAGUAUAUUAGUAACAGAUAUCACAAAACACAAACUUCAUUCUUUCCCUUUUCAUAUCGUUUCACUCUGUUAUAACUUCAUUCAAAUGGUUCAUUAAGGACGUAACUGAAAGCUCUACAUUGAGCAUCCGUUGUUUAAU